Messenger RNA from Oryctolagus cuniculus (rabbit), 444 nucleotides. It is a transcript of the gene VPREB2, whose product is annotated as pre-B lymphocyte 2. Lineage: Eukaryota; Metazoa; Chordata; Mammalia; Lagomorpha; Leporidae. The record is from RefSeq and is marked provisional.
AUGUCCUGGAUUCCACUUUGGCUCCUGCUACUUGCCCAGUGCGCAGGUGGUGGCCCUCAGCCGGCCUUGCACCAGCUGCCAACCGCGUCUUCGGCCCUGGGGACCACGGUCCGUCUUGCCUGCACCCUGAGCCGCGACCACAGCGUGGGACUACACAGCAUCUUCUGGUAUCAGCAGAGGCCGGGCCACCCGCCCAGGUUCCUGCUGCGGUACUUCUCGCACUCCAACCAGCUCCACGGCCCCGGGAUCCCUCCUCGCUUCUCCGGAUCCAAGGACAUGGCCCGGAACAGCGGCUACCUGAUCAUCUCGGAGCUGCGGCCGGAGGAUGAGGCUGUGUAUUAUUGCGCCAUGGGCAGCCUGGCGGAGGAGAUAGAGAGGAAGAGAGGGGAGGAAGAGGAGCCUGCGGCCUCAGGGUCCCAGGUGCCCAAGGACAGCGCACCUUGA